Molecule: messenger RNA, 804 nt
Organism: Haemonchus placei
Lineage: Eukaryota; Metazoa; Nematoda; Chromadorea; Rhabditida; Trichostrongylidae
Source: the annotation of a GenBank genome assembly
GUGGCUGCAGGACUUAAGCCCAAACGUAAGGAAGAAGUCAUAGUUGAAGAACGGAUUCCCGAAUGUACCGAAAAGUUCGAGAUAGAUUUUUACAAUGGUGACUUACAUCUGAAAGGAGCGCCCGACAAUGAUUGGAUAAUUGAUCCGGAUAAUCAGGAUGGCCUGGCUCUUAUUUGGGGUGGUGUAAGGAGCACCCAUGGGAUCUUUCCUCCGUGUCGGAACAACCCAGAAUCGGAUUCUGAUUGUGCUAAUGAAAAUUUGCGAUCUAUAGUAUUUCAAGUGAAGAUCACGGAGCUAUUACCGACAAGGCAUUUACCAUUUGAUGAGCUGGACCCUAACGAUAUUCGCGUUGGCUUCUCCUUUCGCUCUUCACCGCUUGUGCUAGGAGAGUUUCCGGGAUCAUACUGCUGUACAUCGCUGGGAAAACGAGCGAACAACAAUGUUUUCACUGACUAUGGCGAUUCUUUUGGAGUUGGAGAUGUGGUGACGGCAGAACUGGAUUUCGAAAAAGCCACUAUCAGUUUUUGGAAGAACUCCGAAUGUAUGGGAGUGGCUUUUUCCAAUGUGGUAAUCCCCGAAGAUGAAGCGGUUUAUCCACACAUAUGUGUAAAGAAUUGUCGGGUAUCUGUCAAUUUUGGCACAUUCCCCGGAGGCGAAGAAGAGUGGAUAAAACGUCCUGAAUGGACUUUUCCAAACUCUCUUCCGAGCACACAAACUGAGCGUGCUCCCGUUCCACCAGAUAGUAAAUCAGAUUGCACUGUGCUCAUGAUGGUGAGUUUAUUUAUGGAUGUAAUAUUCUUUUGA